GAAUUUUGUAUAUGCCCCGAAGUCAACCCGAAGUUAUAUGAGAUGGCAUCCACAGGUGGCAAAUCCAGAUUGAAAACAGUCUACAAAAACAAGCGUUCUAUUGGACCGCUUCAUACGUGUGGAUCUGUCGCGGUCUCUGGUGAUGGAAGCAAACUCGUUACUUGUGUUGCAGAGGAAGCUGUGCUCACCAAUAUUUUGACGGGCGAAGAAAUAUGUCGGUUUGCAGGGGACACUCAAUCGAUUACUUCGCUGUGCUUGACCCCAUCGGCUUCGCAACUAAUUGUAUUCACCUCUGCUCCUUCUUUGCAAAUAAAAUUCAUCCCGUGCGGGUGGAUUGCUCGUGCUCACGAUGCCCCCGUACACGUCUGCACCAUUGAUCCAUCCUCUACAUAUCUUGCUUCGGGCUCUGCGGAUGGUGUUGUCAAGGUUUGGGACAUCAAACGCGGCUACGUCACUCAUAUCUUCAAAGGGCACGGCGGCAUUGUGAGCGCGUUGAAGUUCAACUUCCCCCGAGACCCUUCUGUCGUAGUCCCACAAAAUAUACUCCAACUCAUCACGGCCUCUGUGGACACUCGCAUCCGGAUAUUUGAUUUAACGGCAGCCGCAAACAAGGGGGAUCAAGGUGCUCUACGUCCAAUCGCUGUUCUCGAAGGGCACGUUUCUGUUCCCCGGGGUCUGGACGUGACUCCUGACGGGAAAUGGCUUAUAAGCGGGGGAAGAGACUCUGUUGUUUUGGUCUGGAACUUGCACGCCAAGUCGACUGGAGCGAAAUCUGCAGAAGCCACUAAGGGGAAAGGAAAAAGCAAUUCACCUGUACUGGCUCAAACUAUCCCUGUUAUGGAACGCGUUGAGGCAGUUGGGUUGUUGCAGGCCGGGGACUUGGUUCCUAGUGGCAGUGCUUCCCAACUGCGUUUCUACACUGCUGGGGAGAAAGGUAUCAUCCGGAUAUGGGACGUAAAGAAUUCAUCCGUCUUAUAUUCCCUCAGCCAGGUGGCAGACCUACAGACUGGAGAUCAGGAGGAGCAGCGUCAGAUCGUAGAAGCUGUCUACUUGCCGUUAAUAUCGACACUCGUCUCGGUACAUGCAGACCAGAAUAUCCUGUUCUACGACCUGAACACUCGAAAUCUCCACCGGCAACUCAUCGGUUUCAACGAUGAGAUCGUUGAUGCGGUUUUCCUGUCUCCAAAUGCCCCAAAAUCUGUCGACUCUCACAUUGCAUUCGCUACAAAUUCAUCCCUCAUCCGGAUUUAUUCAACUGCAGGGCUAGAUGCGCGGCUUUUGACUGGCCACACAGAAAUCGUGUUAUCGCUUGACCAUGGCGCGGGAGGCAAACUCUUUGCGAGCGGAAGCAAAGAUCGCUCUGUUCGAUUAUGGGCGCCUGCAUCUCCGAACGACGACCUGCCGAUGGAGUGGGGCUGCGUUGCUAUCUGCGAAGGUCAUGCAGAAAGCGUAGGCACCAUCGCGAUGUCGCGAACUUCCGGCGAAAGUGGCACCGCCGGUGUGCAAUUUAUGUUCAGCGGUAGCCAGGACCGCACGAUUAAGAUGUGGUAUAUUGGCGACGUGCCGCUGGUUUUCGAUGCCUCUCAGCAUGACCAAAGCCUCAUGAAAUGCAAGAGUUUGACCACUCAUAAAGCACACGAGAAAGACAUUAAUUCUCUCGAUGUUGCACCAAACGACCGCCUUUUGGCAUCCGGAUCGCAAGACCGCACAGCCAAAAUAUAUGGGAUUGAUUUUUCCCGUGCAACUGGAGACCGCUCUGCACAUGGAGAGAUCAAACUACUAGGAACCUGUAAAGGCCACAAGCGGGGCAUUUGGACGGUCAAGUUUGGUCGCUCGGAGCGCGUUCUCGCAACCGGAAGCGGCGAUAAAACCGUAAAAUUGUGGAACUUGGAGGAUUUCACUUGCGUGAAAACGUUCGAGGGUCAUACCAACUCGGUGUUGAGAGUUGAUUUCGUCGAUCACGGCAUGCAGCUCGUUACAUCAGCAUCCGAUGGCCUUGUCAAACUGUGGAAUGUACGCGAAGAAGAGUGUACGGCUACCAUGGACAAUCACGAAGACAAGGUUUGGGCACUUGCCAUCAGCACGGAUGAGCGUACGAUUGUGUCUGCAGCAGCGGAUUCUGUAGUGACAUUCUGGCAAGAUUGCACUGAGGAACAGGAACGAGAGAACGAAGCUAAACGUUCCGAGCUGGUCUUGAGGGAGCAAGAUUUCAUGAACUAUCUGUCCCUUCAUGACUAUCGCAAAGCUAUACAACUUGCCCUCGCUAUGCAACAGCCUGGGAGAUUGUUAUCUCUAUUUAAAGGCAUUCGUGCCACCCCAUCGGAGUCCGCAGCUGAUGCAUCAUCGGUAACUGGCAACAGCUCAGUUGAUGAGGUGCUACGGACCCUCGGCGGGUCUGACCUUGCCCGCCUCUUACGCUAUGUUCGUGACUGGAAUCCCAAUGCUAAAACAAGCGGAGUGGCCCAAGGGGUGUUGUACGCAGUCAUGAAGCUGAGAUCGGUGGACGAUGUCAUAGCGGCAUUUACGGACGAAGCUCAGGAAGGUAUCUUACAAUCUUCUGGUCAAGAGAGCGUGAAAAGUACUGCGAGCGGCAACACUGCACUGAAAGAACUCGUCGAUAGUAUGAUUCCAUACACUGAACGACAUCUCUCCAGAAUGGACCGCCUUGUUCAGGAUAGUUUCGUGGUAGACUAUAUCCUGAGCGAGAUGGAUGACGGGAUGUUUGAUGGCCAGGACGUAGGUACUACGGACAUCGAUAUAGAGAUUGCAUUUCCAGUAAACCAUCAAAAGUAG
This is a messenger RNA of Suillus subaureus, 2793 nucleotides long. RefSeq names its product WD40-repeat-containing domain protein. NCBI's taxonomy places the organism in Eukaryota, Fungi, Basidiomycota, Agaricomycetes, Boletales, Suillaceae. Gene Ontology annotation, molecular function: protein binding; U3 snoRNA binding. The record is from RefSeq and is a predicted model, not a curated record. Gene Ontology annotation, biological process: endonucleolytic cleavage to generate mature 5'-end of SSU-rRNA from (SSU-rRNA, 5.8S rRNA, LSU-rRNA); endonucleolytic cleavage in 5'-ETS of tricistronic rRNA transcript (SSU-rRNA, 5.8S rRNA, LSU-rRNA). The transcript is spliced from 8 exons. The coding region runs from base 43 to 2793 and encodes 916 amino acids. Gene Ontology annotation, cellular component: nucleolus; small-subunit processome; 90S preribosome.